This is a messenger RNA of Ictidomys tridecemlineatus (thirteen-lined ground squirrel), 3087 nucleotides long. The record is from RefSeq and is a predicted model, not a curated record. Lineage: Eukaryota; Metazoa; Chordata; Mammalia; Rodentia; Sciuridae.
CGGGCGGUGUGUCUCCAGCCUCCUGCCUGAUCACCUGUGCGCAGUCACGGCGCUGUCCCACACCGGCAGGAGCCCUAUGGAGCCUGGGGCCACAGGCCACAGGGGACAAGGGCCAGGCACCCCAGCCAUGGCUCUGGGCCAUUGAUCCACCCCAGGCUGGCCAGGAGGGGGAGGAGAGACCUUGGCCUGGACAAACAGAGGAGCCGGCGGCCUGAGUGCGGGCCCAGCACCCACCUGCCCCGCCUGAAGGAUGCCGGUGGCCGAGGCCCCCCAGGCAGCGGGCGGCCAGGGCGAUGGAGGUGACGGUGAGGACGCGGAGCCAGAGGGGACGUUCCAGGGCCCUGAGGACUCCAAGAGGAAGGUCCGGGACUCCCUCCGCCUGGCACCUCUGUGGCUGGCGCUGGUGGCGCUGGCCUCCGUGGGGGUGAUGCUCUGGUAUUUCCUAGGGUACCGGGCGGAGGUGACGGUCAGCCAGGUGUUCUCGGGCAGCUUCCGCGUGCUCAAUCGCCACUUCUCCCAGGACCUCGCCCGCAGGGAGUCCAGCGUCUUCCGCAGUGAGACCGCCAGAGCCCAGAGGAUGCUGGCGGAGCUCAUCACCAGCACCCAGCUGGGCGCCUACUACAACGCCAGCUCCGUCUACUCCUUCGGGGAGGGACCCCUCACCUGCUUCUUCUGGUUCAUCCUCCAAGUCCCCGAGCGCCGCCGGCCGUCCCUGAGCCCCGAGGUGGUGCGGGCGCUGCUGGUGGAGGAGCUGCUCUCCAACGGCUCGGCGCUGGCCCCCUACAGGGCGGAGUACGAGGUGGACCCCGAGGGCCUGGUCAUCCUGGAAGCCAGCGUGAAAGACGUGGGCGCCCUGAACGCCACGCUCGGUUGUUACCGCUACAGCUACGUGGGCCGGGGCCAGGCGCUGCGGCUGAAGGGGCCCGACCACCUGGCCUCCAGCUGCCUGUGGCACCUGCAGGGCCCCCAGGACCUCAUGCUCAAACUGCGGCUCGAGUGGACCCUGCCCGAGUGCCGCGACAGGCUGGCCGUGUACGACGCGCCCGGGCCCCUGGAGAAGAGGCUCAUCACCUCAGCCUGCCAGGUCAACGUCACGCUGGAGGGCCGUCUGGACACGCAGGGCGUGCUGAGCACACCCUACUUCCCCAGCUACUACUCUCCCAGCACCCACUGCUCCUGGCACAUCACGGUGCCCUCUCUGGACUACGGCCUGGCCCUCUGGUUUGAUGCCUACGCUCUUCGGAGGCAGAAGUACGACCUGCCGUGUACCCAGGGCCAGUGGACGAUCCAGAACCGGAGGUUGUGUGGCUUGCGCACCCUGCAGCCCUAUGCCGAGAGGAUCCCCGUGGUGACCACGGCUGGCAUCACCAUCAACUUCACCUCCCAGAUCUCGCUCACGGGCCCCGGGGUGCGGGUGCACUACGGCCUGUACAAUCAGUCAGACCCCUGCCCUGGAGAGUUCCUCUGCUCUGUGAACGGCCUCUGUGUCCCGGCCUGUGACGGGAUCAAGGACUGCCCCACCGGCCUGGACGAGAGGAACUGUGUGUGCAGAGCCACAUUCCAGUGCCAAGAGGACAGCACGUGUGUCUCACUGUCCCGGGUCUGUGAUCGGCAGCCCGACUGUCUCAACGGCAGUGACGAAGAGCAGUGCCAAGAAGGAGUGCCAUGUGGGACGUUCACCUUCCGGUGUGAGGAUGGGAGCUGCGUGAAGAAGCCCAACCCUCAGUGUGACGGGCGGCCCGACUGCAGGGACGGCUCGGAUGAGCGCCACUGCGACUGUGGCCUCCAGGGCCCCUCCAGCCGCAUUGUGGGUGGGGCCGUGUCCUCCGAGGGUGAGUGGCCGUGGCAGGCCAGCCUCCAGGUUCGGGGUCGACACAUCUGUGGGGGGGCCCUCAUCGCUGACCGCUGGGUGGUCACAGCUGCGCACUGCUUCCAGGAAGACAGCAUGGCCUCCCCGGCGCUGUGGACCGUGUUUCUGGGCAAGGUGCGGCAGAACUCGCGCUGGCCAGGCGAGGUGUCCUUCAAGGUGAGCCGCCUGGUCCUGCAUCCGUACCACGAGGAGGACAGCCACGACUACGACGUGGCCCUGCUGCAGCUCGACCACCCGGUCGUGCGCUCGACCACCGUGCGCCCCGUCUGCCUGCCCGCGCGCUCCCACUUCUUCGAGCCCGGCCUGCACUGCUGGAUCACCGGCUGGGGCGCCCUGCGCGAGGGGGGCCCCACCAGCAACGUCCUGCAGAAGGUGGACGUGCAGCUGGUCCCGCAGGACCUGUGCGGCGAGGCCUACCACUACCAGGUGACACCCCGCAUGCUGUGCGCCGGCUACCGCAAAGGCCAGAAGGACGCCUGCCAGGGUGACUCUGGUGGACCCCUGGUUUGCAAGGAGCUCAGUGGCCGCUGGUUCCUGGCAGGACUGGUCAGCUGGGGCCUGGGCUGUGGCCGGCCCAACUACUUCGGCGUCUACACUCGGAUCACAGGAGUGAUCGGCUGGAUCCAGCAGGCACUGGCCUGAGGGGCUGCUGUGAGCCCAGUGGGGGCCAUCUCCUGCCUAGGACAGAGCCCAGGGCGCCCCUGGACAAGGCGACGAGUAUUCUGGGGGCAAAGAGAUGGCAUCCUGCCCCCCCGCCUGCUCCCUGCCGUUUGCACCAGUGAGAGGCACAAGGGGGCAGGAGGCCACCAGCAGGAGCCAGGACUUCCCGAGGGCCCAGGCCCUUCACCUUGAUCAGUGUCCUCUCCUCACUGUGGACUUGGUGGGGAGGGGCUCAGCAGCCAAGAUGCUGGCUCCUGGGUCCCUGGUAGGAGUAUGAGACCCCACCCCACCCCAGGCAGAGGCCACCUGGGUGACACUGGUUCCACAGGGCAGAUUCAGCUGAGAAGCUUCUGAUGUCCCUUGGGGGUGAGGGUAGAAAGUGCCUGGUUGGAGGGGACCCUCAGAGACUGGGAGACGGCCAAGUGGGACAGCAGCCACCAGAAGCCAAAGGGUGGGGCAGACCCAGCUGCAGGGCCCUGAGCCACCUGCCUGCCACUGGGGCUUCCCAGCCAGACCCCCCCCCGCAAAUAAAGCCCCGACUGGCCUCGGCCCACUGU